GACUGGAAACCGUUUAGUCUUUAAUCGUGCAACCAACCGUACAACCGGCCUCGGGAUGAAGCUUAGCUCAGCGAGUGUGAGGCUGGCAGCGCUGCUGCUGCUGGCCGUGAUCGUCGUUGCUUCGGGCAAGUCGAUCGACAAGAUCCGCCGUCUGCCGCCCGGCAUCGAGCGGAUGUUCACCCGCAAGGAUGGCAUCCGCCCGCCGAAAGGCUACGUGUCGCAGAGCCCUCGCACGGUCGAGGGUCGCUUUACGUCGCGUGUGAAUCACUUUGACCCGCAGAACCGGGACACGUUCGAGUUUAACUAUCUGCACAACGACCAGUACUACCGCCAGGGAGGCCCACUGUUCAUCGUCGUCGGUGGCCACUAUCCGGUCAAUCCGUACUUCAUGGAGAACAGCCACUUCCGCGAUGUUGCCGCACUGGAGGGCGCCUGGUUGGCCACGAACGAGCAUCGUUACUUUGGCGAGAGCUACCCCACCGAAGAUCUGUCGACGGAGAAUCUUCGCUUCAUGCGCACGGAGCAGGUCCUGUUCGAUCUGAUCGAAUGGAUCGAUUUCCUGAGGCGCGAGGUCAUGGGCGACCCGAACGCACGCGUCAUUCUGCACGGUGUGGGAUACGGCGGCUCCUUGGCUACCUGGGCCCGCCAGCGCUUCCCGAACAUCAUCGACGGUGCCUGGGGCUCGAGUGCGCCGGUCCGUGCCACCACCAACUUCGAGGAGUUCGCCGUCGAGGUCGGCAACAUCAUCCGCGAGCGGGGCAGCGACCAGUGCUACAACCGCAUCUUCCAGGCGUUCCACACCGCCGAGAACCUGAUCGAUGCCGGCCGCACGGAGAUGAUUUCGGAGAUGUUCAACACCUGCGACCCGGUCGACACGGACAACCCGCUCGAGGUGGAGCUGUUCUUCUUCGCCAUGAUGUUCUCGCUCGAGGCAGCCAUGGUGGAGGACUACGACAUUGAAAACAUUGGCCGCGUGUGCGAUGCGCUGACGGACGAUGAGUUCGGCACCGGGCUGGAGGCCCUGUCCGCCUUCCUGCUCGACCGGUACGCCGACACACGCGAGUGCUUCGAUCUGUCGUUCGAGAACUUUAUCCGCUACCUGACCGAUGUGGACAUCAACGCACCGGCCAACGUGGAGUUCGGUCUGCGCCAGGCCGGCUACCAGGACUGUACCGAGUUCGGAUACUUCGAGAUGACUACCUCGCCCGACCAACCGUUUGGUACGAAGGUGACGUACGAUCUGUUCCUUGCCGAGUGCCAGGCCGCCUACGGUGACUGGCUCUCCAAGGACGUCGUGUAUGAGGGCGUGCGCCUCACGAACUUCCACUUCGGGGCGACCGAUCCGCGCAUCACCAACGUGCUGUACACGAACGGUGAGCUGGACCCGCUGCGGGCCGUCUCGAUCACCGAGUACACGAACCUGCUGGCCAAUGCGCGCGUCACGCCAGGAGCAUUCAUCGGCCAGGACAUCCAGUCGAUCAGUGGCAUGGAUUCGGAGGAGCUGCUCGAGACCAAGCACAUGGCGGAGCAGUACAUCACCACCUGGCUCGGAUCGCCGAUCAGCCCGUUCCGCAAGUAGACCCACCGUAGCUCUGUCUUCUAAGUCUAAGUGUAAGCGGUCACCGGCCCAAUCCUGCCUUAGCCCGUCACCAAACGCAUGACCGUACAUCACGCGGUCAAAACGGGUAGGAUCCACCAGCAACGCCAGUGCGCAAGUGUCCGCGUGAAGAAAAAAACAAUAACAACAAUAAAAACCUAAAUCUAACACAAAUAGUA
Anopheles arabiensis is the source of this 1776-nucleotide messenger RNA. RefSeq names its product putative serine protease K12H4.7. Lineage: Eukaryota; Metazoa; Arthropoda; Insecta; Diptera; Culicidae. The record is from RefSeq and is a predicted model, not a curated record. The transcript is spliced from 2 exons. Gene Ontology annotation, molecular function: serine-type exopeptidase activity; dipeptidyl-peptidase activity. Gene Ontology annotation, biological process: proteolysis. Bases 56 to 1579 code for a protein of 507 amino acids.